UUCCAGAUUCAGUCAUCCAUAUUUCUCAAAGCUAGCCCUAUGGUAACACAGGCAUGCAAGUGUCUCAAUAUCAAAGUGUACCUCAAUGCAGAGCCAAAAGAUGCCUCCAAUGUUGUUCCAGAUGAUGCACAAUGUCAUGUUUUCUUCACUCAGAAACUGUCAGAGGGACAGCUGAGCAUUGGUGGGAUAGUUCUUGAGCAUCGUUUGCUGACACAGAGUGUUGAACUGAAGAAUUGGAUUGUGUAUGAGUGCCUCAACUGUCAAAUGUUCACCCAUGCGACAAGAAAAUAUGAUGCCUCUGGAUUUGUGCUUCUUGGGUCAGAUUUGCUGAAAGGACCAGAGUUUUCCAGUAUAGAAGCAUCCAGUGGAUAUUCUCCUGUGUACAAAAUCAUCAUACCUGAGAAAGCUGGAAGUCAUGAUGUGGAACACAAGAAAAUUGGAGUAGAAAUGACUGGGGCAGUGAUGGAGCAUGGCCUUCAAGCACUAACUGAACAAUUAGAGAAGUACCUGAAAGUGGAAGAGUUGAAGAUGGAGGAUAGAAUUUUCAACUAUUCAUGCCAACAGAAAGCUUCCUUCAGGCAAUUGGAAGAAGUUGCCAAACAGGACAAGUCUCUCAUGUUGAGUCUUUACAUGUCAACGGUAACUAUGGAAGGACCAUUGGAGUCAAAAGGAGCAUCUGAAGUCCAGUUACUUGAUACCAGUCAGCAUCUCACGCCACCCAUGACACCUGAAGAAGCACACAGGAAUGAGGCAAUGGAGGAUGAUAUUCCACCUAGGAUGAUACAGUUUCCUAAAUCAGCUCCAGUUGCAUUCCCAAGCAUGAAUGUUGGAGGAAGACAUGGAAAUGGUGUAAAGAGGAAGAAUAAACAUCCUCCUCAAAGACUGGCUUGCUCUCUGGACACUGAAGGUGUCUUCAAUAUGGAUGAAAUGGAAGAUGAGAUCAUGCAGCCUGGCUACCCAUCAGAGGAAGACAUCAAUUAUGAAGAGGAGUGUACUGAAAGUACUCCAGGUCAUCAAACUGCAUUGCAUCAGCUGGGUACAUCUCUUCCUGUGAAUGUCCCAAUCAGAAAUGCAGCUGCUGUUCAUCAAGCGCAAGUAUUUGAACCUCAUGAAGAGGAGAUGAUUCCAGAGGAUCCUCGUGAUAUUGCAGCAUCGAUCCAGGCUAUUGCUCAAAGUGUUCAGGAGAACUCUGAGGAUGUCUUUGGUGCAUUACCCAGGCGUCGCCUCUCUUCCUUCCACAAAAAUCUUGGCUGAGGAUGGUUUCUCAUGGCCUCCUGUUUUUCCAUGGCUAACAUGGGUGCUUACUCUAUUUGUCUUCUGGAGUCUUUGUUUUCAACCUGUCUCAUGACAAGGUUAGAGAGUAGCAUGGGAUGAGUGAUAGGAUUGAUGGUAAAUGAGAAUGGCUCUUAUUGUGCAGAAGGUAUUGUUUUUUUCUUUUCGUUCUUGUGAUGAGCUGCUGCCUAAAGAGUGAGACUGGUAGCAAAUAUUUCUAUUUGUGCAAUGAUGUGAAUUCUCAAGGAUUUUGUGAGAUGAAUAAAGCUUUUUUGAAAACUGA
Darwinula stevensoni is the source of this 1555-nucleotide messenger RNA. Lineage: Eukaryota; Metazoa; Arthropoda; Ostracoda; Podocopida; Darwinulidae. The record is from the annotation of a GenBank genome assembly.